Molecule: messenger RNA, 519 nt
Organism: Capronia epimyces CBS 606.96
Lineage: Eukaryota; Fungi; Ascomycota; Eurotiomycetes; Chaetothyriales; Herpotrichiellaceae
Product: GTP cyclohydrolase II
Exons: 1
Coding region: 1-519 (172 amino acids)
Biological process (GO): riboflavin biosynthetic process
Molecular function (GO): GTP cyclohydrolase II activity
Source: RefSeq, a predicted model, not a curated record
AUGGGCUCCGAUCCCAAGGCGGUCCCGCUUGUCCGAGUUCACUCGGAAUGCUUCACUGGAGAAACAGCGUGGUCGGCGAGAUGUGAUUGCGGAGACCAGCUCCAGGAAGCUGCCCGCCGGAUCCUCCAAGAGCCCAUCCCGCACGGAGUCAUCAUUUACCUUCGCCAGGAGGGUCGUGGCAUAGGUCUGGAGCAAAAGUUGAAAGCAUACAACCUACAAGACCUGGGUUUCGACACCGUGGAAGCGAACGAGAUCCUAGGCUUCCCGGCAGAUGCCCGUGAGUAUGGUGCCGCCGUGGACAUUCUGCAUGAUCUGGACUUGGCUGGAGGACGCGGGAUCAGGUUGUUGACCAACAACCCAGAGAAGAUCAGGGCCAUUGGGGGAAAGGGGACCGGAAUCAUCGUCCGAGAGGCAGUGUCCAUUGCUUCACUGACCGAAUCAUUCCUUCAAAAGAAGCAUUCAAGCGAGGUGAAAAGCUACCUACGCACCAAAUCCGCCAAAAUGGGCUAUCUGUUGUAG